Molecule: messenger RNA, 2502 nt
Organism: Neohortaea acidophila
Lineage: Eukaryota; Fungi; Ascomycota; Dothideomycetes; Mycosphaerellales; Teratosphaeriaceae
Product: BRO1-like domain-containing protein
Exons: 3
Coding region: 1-2502 (833 amino acids)
Cellular component (GO): endosome
Molecular function (GO): protein binding
Source: RefSeq, a predicted model, not a curated record
AUGCAAAGCGGCAACCUCUACCAAAUCCCCUUCCGCCGAACCCAGCCCGUGCUCCUCUUCGCCGCCAUCAAAUCCUACAUCUCCACCAAGUACGACCAGCACCCAGACUCGUUUGCGCGCGACUUAGAAAUCGUCGACCAGCUUCGCAAAGAUGCUGUCAAUGCGCUCGAGCCGCACGUCAGUGGUGUGCGGAAGUUGCAAGCGUAUGCGGCGCAGUUGGUGUGGAUGGGUGGGAAGUUUCCCGUAGAUAUUGGAGCGGAUUUCACGUGGUAUCCUUCUCUCGGCUACCAUCAGUCUCGUGCGCAUACCGAGAAUAACCUUCGAUUCGAACUCGCCAAUGUCCUCUUCAAUCUCGCCGCGAUGUACUCCCAGCUAGCCCUGUCUUCCAAUCGCGCAACGGCAGAUGGAUUGAAAAACGCGGCAGCAAACUUCUGUUUUGCGGCUGGAGUGAUCAGCCACCUCAAGACAAACAUCAUUCCCGAACUGCGGACCAGUCCGCCUGAGGACAUGGAUGACGCAAGCCUGGACACGCUCGAGUAUUUGAUGUUGGCGCAGGCGCAGGAGUGCUUUUGGCAAAAGGCAGUAAAAGACGGACUGAAGGAUUCAUCGAUUGCGAAGCUCGCUGCAAAAGUUUCGGACUUGUAUUCGGAGGCCGGCGAUUGUUCGUUGAAGAGCGAUAGUGUGAGUUCGGAGUGGAUACAUCACAUCAACUCCAAGCAUCACCAUUUUGCUGCUGCUGCGCAGUAUCGAGCUGCAUGCGAUUGUUUGGAGAAGAGGAAGUACGGUGAGGAAGUGGCGAGGCUGCGAGACAGUCUGAAAUGCGUCAACGAGGCGAUGAAGGAGAGCAGGUAUAUCAACAAAGCCGUCCUGGCUGAUCUGACGGGGCUUAAGAACCGCGUGUCAGAGGAUCUCAAGCGGGCGGAGAAGGACAACGACACCAUCUACCUCAUCCCGGAACCGCCAAAGAGCGAACUCAAGCCUUUGGACCGCGCAUCAAUGGUCAGCGCCAAGGUGCCAAAGGAAGUCAGCGAUUCUCAGGAGCUGCUGGGAGAUCACGCGAGUGAACUUGGCAAGCCUCUGUUCGCGCGACUCGUCCCGUAUAGCGUGCAUGUCGCUGCGUCGAUCUACGCCGACCGCCGGGACAGGCUUGUCAACAAUACCAUCAUUGCCGAGCUGGAGGCGCUCACGCAGCGAAUGUACGAGACGCUGUCGAGCCUCAAUCUCCCAGGGAGCCUGCAGGCUCUGGAGAAGCCACUGGGCUUGCCGCCUGGCUUGGCGAGCCAUGCAGAGGAAGUGCGGCAAGCGAAUGGAGUGCAGAGGCUGCACACCAUCAUCGCGGAUACCGAGAAAUUGAAGGCUAGCAAUCUACAGCUAUACCAGGAAGGCAUUGAUCUUCUCCGCACAGAGGCCGGCGAGGAUGAGAGCGCGCGGAGGAAGUUCGGUACAGAGCGGUGGAAGAGACCGAGUGGGCAGGAGGCGCUUCCCAAGCUCUACAACCAAGUCAACGACAUCGACGGCUACCUGAAGCAGGCGGCCAAGUCGGACGGGAUGGUUAAGGAGCGGCUGCGAGAGAAUGAGACGUUGAUCCGUUUGCUGGGCGGCACCGAUCGGGACCUCGAAGACUACGUUCCGUCGAGUCGACGCGCGACCAUGACUGCGACGGUGGAAAGGCAAGCCAACACGCUGCGCGCCACUCUCAACGAAGUCAGUCGUCUGGAGAGCCGAAGACGGAAGAAGGUGGAGAGUCUGCGCACAAAGGCGAAAGAAGACGACGUCAACCCGGAUCUCCUCAAAGAAGCCGGGAAACUGGAACGCGAAAACCCAAUGCAACCCGUUGUAGCCUCGCAGUUUGAAGAUCUCUUCAACGACCGACUAAAGAAAUACGACGUCGACCAACAGGCUCUCAAAGCGGAAGAAACCGACCAAGACCGCCUACUGCAACGCGUCUCCGAAGCCGACGCGCACUUCCAAGCGGCCAAAAAGGGCGACACGAGCUCCAAGGAGCGCGAGCAUGCGCUGCAGAGCCUGGAGAACGCGUACACGGCGUACAAGGAGAUUAUGCGCAACCUCGAGACGGGGCGCAAGUUCUACAACGACCUCAGCAACAUCACCACGCGCUUCCGCGAUGAGUGCCGCAAUUUUGUCUACGCGCGGCGCUCGGAGGCGCGCGGGUUGGAGGAGGAUGUGGCGAAUGCCAUGGCGGGGCUGCGGUUGCAGCAGGAUACGAAGAGGGAGUUGUUGAAUCAGAAACAGCAGCAGCAGCAGCAGCAGCAGCAGCAGCACGUCUCGCCGUCGCAGGCGAGGAUGACGCUCAGCGAACUUCCUGCUCCUAUGCCGCAGCGAGCUGCUGCUGCUCCGCCGCCUGCGGGCAUGCCGAUUCUGUUCGCGGGACAGUCGGGCGCAGGGAAGGGUGGUGGUGGUGGUGGUGGUGCCGGAGCGGGGGGUGGCGCGGUGGAUGGGAGGUGGGAUGCUGCGAAAGGGGUGAAGUUUGGUGGACGGUGA